Corylus avellana is the source of this 399-nucleotide messenger RNA. NCBI's taxonomy places the organism in Eukaryota, Viridiplantae, Streptophyta, Magnoliopsida, Fagales, Betulaceae. The record is from RefSeq and is a predicted model, not a curated record.
AUGAAGAAAGAGUUUGAAAUGAGUUUGAUUGGAGAGUUGACUUACUUUCUGGGGUUUCAAAUCGAGCAAUCUAGUAAAGGUAUAUAUGUCUCACAAACCAAGUAUGCUAAAGAUCUAGUCAAAAGAUUUGGCAUGGACGGCAAAAGUCAUGCUCGCACUCCCAUCAGUACAAGUGUCAAGCUAAGUACCGAUAUGGUUGAAAACUCAGUUGAUCAAACAAUGUAUCUGAGCAUGAUCGGUAGCCUUCUAUAUCUCACAGCCAGCAGACCAGAUAUAUCAUUCAGUGUGGGGGUGUGUGUAAGAUUUCAAGCAAAUCCAAAGGAAUCCCACAUGAUAGUAGUCAAACGUAUACUCAGAUAUACAAAUCUAGAACUUGCAGGGUACUCCGACGCUGACUAG